GCCCCACGAGGAAGUGCGGCCGCCGCCCGCGCCCGCCAGUCAGCAUGCAGGAAGUUUGGGGCGGGCGCGGCAAGUAGUGCGGCGGCUGAGCGCGGGGCGAGCGCGGGCGGGGAGCGCGGCGCGGCGGCCGGCCGGGAGCGGAUCCCCGCGUUUUCUUGGAGCCACGUUGUCCCCACGUCGCGGUUCCCAAUGCACCGGCUCAUCCUCGUCUACACUCUAGCCUGCGCCAACUUUUGCAGCUAUCGGGACACUUGUGCCACCCCGCAGAGCGCAUCCAUCAAGGCUUUGCGCAACGCCCACCUCAGGCGAGAUGAGAGCAAUCACCUCACAGACUUGUACCGGAGAGACGAGACCAUCCAGGUGACAGGAAACGGCCACCUGCAGAGCCCCCGAUUCCCAAGCAGCUACCCCAGGAAUCUGCUUCUGACAUGGCGGCUCCAUUCCCAGGAGAAGACUAGGAUACAGCUAGCCUUUGACAAUCAGUUUGGAUUAGAGGAAGCAGAAAAUGACAUCUGUAGGUAUGAUUUUGUGGAAGUUGAAGAUAUAUCAGAAACCAGUACAGUCAUUCGAGGACGUUGGUGUGGACACAAGGAGGUCCCUCCAAGGAUAACAUCAAGAACCAACCAAAUUAAAAUCACAUUCAAAUCUGAUGACUACUUUGUGGCUAAACCUGGAUUCAAGAUUUAUUAUUCUUUCGUGGAAGAUUUCCAACCUGCAGCCGCCUCAGAGACCAAUUGGGAAUCAGUCACCAGCUCCAUCUCAGGUGUAUCCUAUCACUACCCAUCAGUCACGGAUCCCACGCUCACCGCAGAGGCGCUGGACAAAGCAAUUGCAGAAUUUGACACUGUGGAAGAUCUGCUCAAGCACUUCAAUCCAGAAUCGUGGCAAGAAGACCUGGAGAAUCUGUAUUUGGAUACCCCUCAUUAUCGAGGCAGAUCGUACCAUGACAGGAAAUCAAAAGUUGACCUGGACCGGCUCAAUGAUGAUGUCAAACGUUACAGCUGCACUCCCAGGAAUUACUCUGUCAACUUGAGAGAGGAGCUGAGGCUGUCCAACGUGGUCUUCUUUCCACGUUGUCUCCUCGUGCAGCGCUGUGGAGGCAACUGUGGCUGUGGGACUGUCAACUGGAAGUCCUGCACGUGCAAUUCAGGAAAAACUGUGAAAAAGUACCAUGAGGUGCUGAAGUUCGAACCUGGCCAUUUCAAGAGAAGAAGCAGAACAAAUAAGCACAUGGCUCUCAUUGACAUCCAGCUGGAUCACCAUGAGCGGUGCGAUUGCAUCUGCAGCUCAAGGCCCCCUCGAUAAAAGAAUGUGCAUACACUCAUAUUAAGCAUGAACAAAAUGUUAGUUCAAAGGAGGGUGUGGUAAGAGACCCUUUCCCCACCAGCAGCCAAACUUCCUACUAGCCUCCAGAACAAUGAAUACAAGCGUUGCUGAGCGCCAACUAGCUUUGUUAGUGCCAGGCAAGUAGAAAGGUAUGUCAUCAACUUCUAUAUCCAAGGGUAUAGGAUUGCAUUUAAUAAUAGUGGCUGAGGGUAUGUGUAUAAAUAUAUGCUUAUCUGUGUCUAUGUGUACAUAGAGCAGAUGGCUUCUUCCGUAUAUGUAACCAGGUACACCAAAGCUUACAGAUGGGUGAGUUAUGCAGACUCUUAAAAUCUUUUGACAAAAUAAGGGAUAUGCUAAAUACAGAAAAUAUGUCUUUAGCGGCUUGGGAAGAGGAAUUUGUUUAUUUUUUAGUUUUGAAUCACAACAUAUGUUUGAAUCUUGUUCUUGCAACAUAAGAACCUUGUGUAUUAAAAAUCAGUAGUUAAUUUUUUUCUUCUGUAUGCAUCUGAAGUGAUUAUAAGAAAGGCUUAUGAAAAAAAGGUUUUGGGGAAAAUAGGCAAAGCCUAUGCACUUUUCCCAUGAGAUACACUACAUACUUACCUAUGUAGACAAUAAUCACCUGUCACCAAAAUUUGCCAUACUAAUCUAGGUGCUUGAGAAAUUGUCUUCUUUUUAAUGAUUUUUUGUUCAGGCAUGCUAGUUCAUUUAACACCUAUCUAAAAAAACAUUCUCAGAAAGUUUAUUGUAAUAAUCCUGCAAGAGACAUUCUGUAAGCUGUAGCAGAAUAUUGAAUUGUUUCUUUUCCAAAACAAAUCCUUUGAAGGAUGGCAUGGGGACUCGAUGUGACCAUGGUGUCAUUGAAAGAUUGAGCAGUUGAAAGUCCAAAAGGUGAGCAUCAACAUAACCAGAAAUUGGGUGGAAUCUUUAAUAAGUUCCGUACUUAAUAAUGAAUUCAGACUCUCCACACUGUGCCAGUUAAUUUUAUGCAUCUUGCUUUUGUUUUCCUGUCUCUUCACUAGACAGGCAUGGAUUUACAUGGCAUUUUGUAUUUGGCAGGUCAUCAUGGAUUAUUUAUAGCCUAAAAACUUUUGUAUAUUGAAACAAUGUAAUUUCAUUGAUGUAAAUCUCUAGUCAUGUACUUACCAUUCUGAAUUCCUAUUUCUGAACUGUAUGAAAACAGAUCUGGGGUCUCUGGUUCUUUCAAAAUCUGCAGACCUUGUUCUAUGAUAGCAUGCAAACAAAUAGGGUCUUUGACCUUGCUCUAUAAUUACAAAACUGUUUUUGCAUUGUGGUUAUUACUGGUGUUUAGAAUAAGUUUUCCUCUCUGAUUCUUUAAAGGAGACAGAUUCUAGUAGGAAGUGAUUCAUCAUUCUCCAAAGCAAAACUUCUAGGAGAGCAAAGCUGAAGUAAAGAUAUUUUAGAGACAGCUCAGACAGUUCUACAUUUUCUUUCUGCCUUGAAAGAAAAGAGGAGAACAGAUUUCUUGCAUAGUCUAGGAUCUUCCUAGCUACAGCUAGUUUGGAGGAGGGGUAAGUGACAAGCACUUGUUAAUUCCUGGUGAUGGUUGAGUGGCCUAAAAAUACUUGGGUGUCUAAGCACAGGAUGUUGUCAGGAGUAAGUCCUCUGCUAUCCAUCUAGCUCAUUCUUCUCAGCUCCUUGAGAUGAAAGCCAAGCCUUAUUGAAUGUACCUUCGAAAUAUCCCUAAAAGGACACAGUGUUUUUACCUCUGGUAAAAUUGAAUACUGUUAUGUUCAGGUAUCCAGAAUCCCAGAGCUCAAUCAGGAAUAGCAGAGGCAGACAGUCCAGUAAGCCACUCCUCCCGUUGAGUCCACUUGCAAGCUUUCAAUGGCAACACCAGCCUCCUGACCCUAAAUCAAAUGUGCUGCAUUACACUAGUUUCUUCAACUCAUGCCAAUACCUUAAGUGUAAAAAAUUAGAGUUUUCUACCCAAUUUUCAAUAAACCUUCCUGCCUAUAAUAAGCAGGAUGGUUUUCAGUUAAUGCCCUGACCUGUACUUUUUAUUUAUUAGAUGAAACAUAAGCAGGCAUAUUCACUUACUUUUCUUUUUUCUUUCCUGAAGGUUUUAUUAAAACUUCUCCCUUGGUUAUCUAUUAUCUACUGCGCUUCCAACAUGCAGCUAAUAAAUCUGUUUCAUUGCCAUCAAAGGAAUAAAAAGCCCGCUGUACAAAUUACAUUUCAAAACAAACCCUAAUAAAUUCACAUUUCUGCAUGGCUCACUCACCUGGAAUAAUGCCUUUCAUUCAAUAUGUUCUUAUAGGGCAGAACACUUUCAUAAGUGGCAUUUUUUAUGGUUUUGUCAUAUCGGUAACAUGCAGCUUUUUCCUCUCGUAGCAUUUUCAAUAGCAAAUGUAAUAUGCCUCUUAUCUUCAUGAAAAUAAAUAUUGCUUUUGAACAAAACUACUCCAUUAUUUAGUACUCAAUUGCAGUUUUAAAGGAUGUACAGUGUUUCAAACUUGCUUUUACAAAUACACAAAACUUUUAGAAAUGACAGCUGUAGGGUGAAUUCAAGGAUUUGUUUGCUGAAGGUUGAGUGCACACCAAUCUUAGUCCCAUGGGUGGCUUCACUGCCCCCAUCCCAAAGAUGGACCAAGAGGAGGGAAGUAAGACUUGGGUUUGGUUUUCAGUUGCCAAUGCUGUUGCUCCUGUGAUGGACAAUUUGUUUCUUCAUUAGCUUUUUAAGGAGACAUUUUCUACUGACUUUUCUCCCUUAAGAGAGUUUACAACCUCUGUCUUGGGUCCUAAAGUCAAUUACAUCACAGACUCAUUUCCCUUAGGUCCAUCUUUUCCCAUGUAGACAGACAGCCCCACCAGUAGAUCAUGAGGACCAGGUGAGGGGCUACACUCCGACUGAAUUGGCUUCUAACUUGUGAAGCUGAAGACAAAAGUUGCUCUUGUUUGUAGCGUGAUUUUUGUCAUCAUCCUGCUGAUGACAACUGCUUAGUGUUGGGUGAAACUGCUACUUUGGUUAGUGGUUUUAGACUGUCUGGGAAAAAGGAGUAAAUAUGUGUAUUCUUUACUAAGCAUCAGUUUUACCACAAGAAGUACCAGCUGAUGUGUGAGUCAGAGUGGAGGGAAAGACAAAGAAAGGAUCAAAUAGUGUUGUGUGUAGUAAUUCAUAUAACUUGGCUUUCUAUGUAAAAAAUCAUUCUAGCCAUGUAUAUAAACAGCAUUUUAAUAUAAACAUUAAAAUUUUUAUUUCCUGAAGUGUGCAUGUGUCUGGUUUCAUUCUAAGGAACUCAACAGAUUUCCAAAUGGUACAUAUAUUUCUGGAGUCCUCUAAUAGAACAGUAAAUUAAAAAUCACAUCUUAGUGUU
Condylura cristata (star-nosed mole) is the source of this 4661-nucleotide messenger RNA. It is a transcript of the gene PDGFD, whose product is annotated as platelet derived growth factor D. The record is from RefSeq and is a predicted model, not a curated record. Gene Ontology annotation, cellular component: membrane. Lineage: Eukaryota; Metazoa; Chordata; Mammalia; Eulipotyphla; Talpidae. The transcript is spliced from 7 exons. Bases 190 to 1305 code for a protein of 371 amino acids. Gene Ontology annotation, biological process: positive regulation of cell population proliferation; positive regulation of ERK1 and ERK2 cascade; positive regulation of protein autophosphorylation. Gene Ontology annotation, molecular function: growth factor activity; platelet-derived growth factor receptor binding.